CCUUCAUGCAGGGAGGCUGCUCAUUUUUCUUCUCCAGUUAUUUUUUUUUUUCCAUUUCCCUCCUAUAUCAAUUAACAAUGGGGAUCUUCUACUCUAAGAAAAGAGAAGAGAAGAACAGAGAGUUGACGGAUGAGGAGAAGUAUGAGCUACGUAUGUCACAUGUGAGGAGAGAAGUAGAAACAUUGAUGAAUGACCUUGAUUCAUGCCACAGGGCAAAUGAAAAGGCUUUCAAAAGAACAUCUUAUAAUAUCAAUACAUUGAAGGUUUUCAUGAAAAACGUCAUGCAAGGUUUCGCAGCUUCUACAAGUCAUUUUGAAGCGCUGAAAAGGGAGUUGCAGGAACAUGAAGGGGAACAGUUUGAUGAUGAUGAGGAGGAGGAGGAUUUAGACUGGGAGAGUUUUAGUGAUGAGGAAUGUGAAGACUCUGAUUAUUUUUAUGAAUAUGAAGACUAUGAUGAUUCUGAUGAGGAAGAUGACGAAGACGGGGGUGUAGAUAAAGAUCAAGAAGAUGAGGAUGAAAGGGAGAAAGAUGACCAAGAACAGCAUACUGUUGAUAAAUCUGUACAAGCAAAUGAUUUUUUUCCUAAGUAUUUCAAGAAAAGUGCAGUGAAGAAGAAGAGUGAUGAGAAAGAAGACACAAAGAAGAGUGAUGGAAAGAAACAAACCAAAUGGAGUGAUGAUAAAGCCGAAAAGAAUAAUGAUAAAGCCAUAAAGAAUGAUGAAGCUACAGUGAAGAAUAAUGAUAAAGCCACAAUGAAGAGGGGUGAAGCCACAGUGAAGAAUGAUAAAGCCACAAUGAAGAAUGAUGAUAAACCCACAAUGAAAAGGGAUGAAGUCACAGUGGAGAAGGAUGAAGCCACAAUGAAGAGGGAUGAUGUCACAGUGAAGAAUGAUAAAGCCACAAUGAAGAGGGAUGAUGUCACAGUGAAGAAUGAUAAAGCCACAAUGAAGAAUGAUGAUAAAUCCACAAUGAAAAGGGGUGAAGUCACAGUGGAGAAGGAUGAAGCCACAAUGAAGAGGGAUGAAGCCACAGUGAAGAAUGAUAAAGCCACAAUGAAGAAUGAUAAUAAAUCCACAAUGAAAAGGGAUGAAGUCACAGUGGAGAAGGAUGAAGCCACAAUGAAGAGGGAUGAUGUCACAGUGAAGAAUGAUGAUAAAUACACAACGAAAAGGUAUGAAGCCACAAUGAAGAGAGAUGAAGCCAUAGUGAAGAAUGAUGAAUGUGAAGAGAAGAGUAAUGGUAAAAGAAAAAUGAUACAGCUACUAAGAAGAUUGAGCACCACGAAAGAGAAAGAUUAUAAAGAAGCCACAAAGACGAGUGAUGAUACAAAAGCCACAAAGACGAGUGAUGAUACAAAAGCCACAAAGACGAGUGAUGAUACAAAAGCCACAAAGACGAGUGAUGAUACAAAAGCCACAAAGACGAGUGAUGAUACAAAAGCCACAAAGACGAGUGAUGAUACAAAAGCCACAAAGACGAAUGAUACAAAAGCCACAAAGACGAGUGAUGAUACAAAAGCCACAAAGACGAGUGAUGAUACAAAAGCCACAAAGACGAGUGAUGAUACAAAAGCCACAAAGACGAGUGAUGAUACAAAAGCCACAAUGACGAGUGAUACAAAAGCCACACAGACGAGCGAUGAUACAAAAGCCACACAGACGAGCGAUGAUACAAAAGCCACACAGACGAGCGAUGAUACAGAAGCCACAAAGCAUGAUAAAGAAGAAACAAAGAAUGAUGAUAAAGAAGACACAAGUGAGAAUGAUAAUGAACACAAAUGGAACAGGACGACGAAGAUGAAGGUUCAGAUGAGUUGGUGUUUCACGUGACCAUAAAUUUGCCAUCAAGCAACUCAGAGAACAGGAAUGAUAAUGCAAUCGAUUUCGGAGAAACCCUAUCUGGAGCAGCUAGUAUGCUGAAAAAAUGGAGGGAUGACCUCUUUUGGAUAAUGAGAUCUAUUAAGAGACUAAAAUAUGUAAUGAACGAAUCAUUGCGACUAACCACUGGAGAACUUGCGUAAGAUGCUCACAAUAACUCAAAGAAAUGACGGAGGUAUUAGUUUAAGAGGAAGUUCAGACACGCUAUUGAUGUUUCAAUAUAUGUUAACAUCUGUGGUAUGGUAAGCAUAUUGUUAUCCUAUAUAGACUGUGUUUCGUGUGAGCAUAUUUAUUUUAAUGGGGGAUAUUAAACUUUUUGUAUUUGUCUUCUUUAUUUUACUCGUGUAGAUUUAUUGCAACAUUUUCAGUAAAUCUUUAAGAAUACUGAUUGAGACAUUUAACAAGGAUAUUAUAUAAUAUGAAAAAUGUUGAAAUAUAAAUUAUAAAAUGUAUAAAAGGCAUCAAGUUUGUUAAUGCAAAUAUAUAAAAUUAGGUUAUAUUUUCAGUGACUUUAUUACAGUAAAGUUUAUAAGGAUUAUAUAUUUAGGUGAAAGCUUAAAUGAUCAGGUUUUGUUAACUGAUAAUGUAGUAAAAUAUACUUUCGGUAAUAUUUCUAAAAUUUACACAGCUUAUUAAAGUGUUUAGAGAUUAUCUGGAUAUAGCAAUGGUUUGUUUUAUUUUUUCUGUGAUAUAUGUUACUAUAAUGAUUUGAGAUUUAA
This is a messenger RNA of Cherax quadricarinatus, 2596 nucleotides long. The record is from RefSeq and is a predicted model, not a curated record. Lineage: Eukaryota; Metazoa; Arthropoda; Malacostraca; Decapoda; Parastacidae.